Messenger RNA from Macadamia integrifolia, 1487 nucleotides. RefSeq names its product homocysteine S-methyltransferase 1. Bases 360 to 1400 code for a protein of 346 amino acids. Lineage: Eukaryota; Viridiplantae; Streptophyta; Magnoliopsida; Proteales; Proteaceae. Gene Ontology annotation, molecular function: S-adenosylmethionine-homocysteine S-methyltransferase activity; zinc ion binding. The transcript is spliced from 7 exons. Gene Ontology annotation, biological process: S-methylmethionine cycle. The record is from RefSeq and is a predicted model, not a curated record.
CGAUUCGAGCCCAUUUCCACCCAAACCAUCCCCCAUUACCAUCACCAUCCAUGCACUAGUAGGGCCCAUACCCUAUUUUCCUUCUAAGGCUCAACGCCUCAAACCAAAGAAGGUAAUGGGUGGGGAUGGUUGAAGUAGGUAACUGAAACGUCGAACCUGAGCCCUAUUUCGUCCCGAUUCAUACAUGAACCUGAUCCCUAUUUCAUCCCGAUUCACACCUCAGAAGAUUGACAUUUCCCCACGCGAUCAACGCUCGACUAGUGUAAGUUUAUGUUAUUUAGCCGUUCUUUACUGGUCAAGACUCGAGGCAUUGCCAUUGGAAAGAGCUAUCGAAUCUGGAGAGAGAGAGACAGAGAGAAAUGGGGCUAGGGAAGGAGACAGACUCUGCUAGGGAGACAUUGCUGGAGGAUCUGAUAAGGAGAGCAGGUGGGUGUGCUGUGAUCGACGGAGGUCUGGCCACCCAGCUUGAGAAGCAUGGUGCAGCCAUUAACGAUCCUCUCUGGAGCGCUCUUUGCCUUAUCAAAAACCCCGAACUCGUCCAACGGGUUCAUUUUGAAUACCUUGAGGCUGGCGCAGAUAUAUUGUUGACAUCCUCCUAUCAGGCAACAAUUCCAGGAUUUUUGUCCAAGGGACUAUCAAUUGGAGAAGCAGAAAUGCUUCUUCAAAAGAGUGUCACAUUGGCUCUGGAAGCCCGUGAUAAGUUCUGGGCUGUUGCACAAAUGAUUCCUGAGCGCAGUUAUAACCGGGCUCUGGUUGCUGCGUCUCUCGGAAGCUACGGGGCCUAUCUUGCAGAUGGAUCAGAGUACAGUGGGUGUUAUGGACCAGAUGUGAGCUUGGACAAGUUGAAGGAUUUCCAUAGGCGUCGAUUGCAAGUUCUUGUGGAGGCAGGUCCAGACUUGCUUGCGUUUGAGACCAUACCCAAUAAACUUGAAGCUCAGGCCUGUGUUGAGCUACUAGAUGAAGAACAAGUCCAAAUUCCAUCUUGGAUCUGCUUCAGCUCCGUGGAUGGUGAGCAUGCUCCCUCUGGGGAAAGCUUUAAGGAGUGCCUUGAUGUAAUAAAUAAGAGUGACAAAGUGAAUGCAGUUGGGAUAAAUUGUGCACCUCCACAGUUCAUGGAAGGUCUAAUUUGCAAGUUAAAGAAGUUUACGGAAAAAACAAUAGUUGUUUAUCCCAAUAGUGGGGAGGUGUGGGAUGGAAGAGCUAAGAGCUGGAAGCCAUCCCAGUGCUUUGACGAUGACAUGUUCCAAUUGUAUGCAACAAGAUGGCGCGAUUCAGGAGCCAAACUCAUUGGAGGAUGUUGUAGGACAACACCUUCCACCAUUAAAUCUAUAUCCAAGGUCCUCAAAAGGAAGAUCUUGAGCGAUUUUAUUUCUCCACAGAAAUUUUCAAGUUUGAAGUAGAUGGGACAAGGCUUUGUUGACUAGAGGGUUGAGGAAAUUUAUCAUUCAAAUGAUUGCCUCUCCUCCCCCUCACCACCCCCACCCCCA